AUGACAGGCAAGGAGGGCGUCGCGCUUUCAGAUAAUGAAAAUAAACAGAAAAUAGCUUCCCAAACCAGCGUGAGCCACGAGGGAUCCCAUCACACUCCUCCGGUCUGGAAGAUGGCCCCCGCCGUGCAGCGGCGCACCGGCUUUGGGAUCCAGGAGCUGCUGGGCCUCAACAAGGAGCCUCCGGCGGCGGCCCCCCAGCGGCGGCCGCUGGAGGCCCUGCCCCACCGGGCGCACGUGCUGGCCGCCCGGUCCGCGCUGGGACACGCGGGGCUCGGGGUCGGGAUGGGUCUGCUGGGGCCGGAGGGAAUACACUCGUUUUACAGCCAGCCCGCCUUCCUGGAGGUGCUGUCAGAGGCGCAGAACGCGCACCUGCAGCCGCUGCACAGGGCGGUGCGCCUGGACGCGCAAAUGGACGCGCAGCACUCCGGAGCCAGCUCCGAUUCCGAUGAUCUGAGCUCUGGUGACCAAAAAUUCUCCACAUCAGCGAUGAGUCAGAGCAAGAAAAGAAAAAAAAGGCGGCACAGAACCAUUUUCACGUCCUAUCAGCUGGAGGAGUUGGAGAAAGCCUUCAAUGAAGCUCACUAUCCAGAUGUGUAUGCCAGAGAGAUGCUGUCCAUGAAGACUGAGCUGCCUGAGGACAGAAUACAGGUGUGGUUUCAAAACCGCAGGGCCAAGUGGAGGAAGAGGGAGAAGUGUUGGGGCCGCAGCAGUGUGAUGGCAGAAUACGGCUUGUAUGGGGCCAUGGUCCGCCACUCCAUCCCGCUGCCAGAGUCCAUCCUCAAGUCAGCAAAGGAUGGCAUCACAGAGUCUUAUGCUCCGUGGUUACUGGGUAUGCACAAGAAAUCAGUGGAAACUACUCACACCUCUCCGGGAAAGCCCAGCGGCCUCCCGCCGCCGCCAGCGCAGGAGAAGAUGGGGGACCAAACAAUGGAGGAGGAGAAACAGCGACAAAGUAAAGACAGUAGUUCAUCCAUUUCUAAAGAGGAACUUAGGGAAAACAGUAUAGCUGUGCUGCGAGCAAAGGCGCUGGAGCACAGCGCCAAAAUGCUCGGGACCGUUUUGGAAAGAGCACACAGCACCUCGAGACAGAGAGGGGAGGCUGAGGAUCAGGGGACGGAUGAGGAGACGGCAGAUGGGGAGAAGAGCAACUGAAAAAGGAUGCAGACUGAUAGAGAAAGAGCUGCAGAGGGGAGUGUGUAACAGCUCCCACAGGCAGCUGGAUGAAGCGCGGCUGGUUGCGUAUGUCACCAACAAACUGACAACCUCCUGCUGUAUCUCUAACCUGCUCCUGGGACUUACCUGCCAGGUAACAUCUGCUAUUUGAGUCCCAUGACGGAGGCUCAUUAAUUCAAAUAAUUACAAUUCUGCUCCUUGAAACUUUUGAAUCUGAUCUCCUCAUGUCAGGAGGCUGAGCAGAAAUGUCUCCCAGACAUCACACAAAGCGGACAUUACACUUCUUAUAAAACCAUGGUUCAAUUUAUAGAUCCUCUGAGAUGGCAGCUUUUUUUUAAUGCAGAGAAAAACUAUAUCAGUCUGUUAACAAAUAUGGAGCUUUCUAUGACUUUCAACCUCUGGAUGAUGACAAGUCUCAGUUGUACUACUACAAACGGUUAGUACCAAACUCUGAUCAAAUAUGAAUGGAGAAGCGUACACACUAGAAGUGUCCAGUUGUUAAUAAUGUUCUGUGAUGUAAAGUUAACAUCAGUUAUUUGUUUGUCUCUGUAUAAAUGUAACUGUA
Molecule: messenger RNA, 1738 nt
Organism: Menidia menidia (Atlantic silverside)
Lineage: Eukaryota; Metazoa; Chordata; Actinopteri; Atheriniformes; Atherinopsidae
Source: the annotation of a GenBank genome assembly